AUGCGAAUAGGCGCAAAGCAGACACUCUUGGAACGCGAGAAAUGCUCAGCCAAGCGCGUCGCCAAGCAAGCAAAAGAGACCAACACACUCUCUCUCUGCUCCGCCAAAUCACUCAGCAGACAAGCCCAGCUCGCUUUGGUGGAAUUUUAUGGCAGCGCGUCGCGGGAUCACUUUGCAACUCGCCUGCCUUCGCGUAGAGUGGUCAAGCACCAACGCGCGCAGCGCCUCACCGCGUUCUGGAAUUUCACUCAAUCCAACGACCAAGCCAAAGCAAAGUGUCGAUCUUCAACAGUCUUGGAGUGCGAAGCUCGUGUGUGUCAGGCACUUGAUCAACAUCACUCGGCUGCAACCCUUCCCUUCUUCCUUCUCCACACACACCUGCUCCCCUCCAAUCUCGGAUCUGGACUCGACAGCAACGAAGAACACUACUUCCUAAACAACAAACACUCGACCUUUGCAACCAUGUUGGAAGCUCGUCUCCGGGAGGCUGUCCUCCUCAAAAAGGUGCUCGACGCCGUGCGCGAGCUCAUCACCGAUGCCAACUUUGAGUGCUCCGAGGACGGUAUCCGUCUGCAAGCGAUGGACAACUCGCACGUCGCACUCUCCGCCAUCGAACUCCGCACCGACUGCUUCGAAGAAUUCCGCUGCGACCGUCCCAUGUCGAUCGGCGUCUCCCUCUCCUCGCUCGGCAAGAUCCUCAAAGGUGCCAACAACGACGAUGUCCUCUCGCUCAAGAAGUCCGACGACGGCGACACGCUCCAGAUGACCUUCGAGUCGCCCAAAUCCGACCGCGUCGGUGAAUUUGAGAUGAAGCUCAUGGACAUUGACUCGGAACACCUCGGCAUCCCCGACACCCAGUACGACGCCGUCGUCAAGAUGUCUUCGGGUGAGUUCGGUCGCAUCUGCCGCGACCUUGCCAACAUCGGCGAGAGCGUCAAGAUCGAAGUCUCCAAGGAAGGCGUCAGCUUCUCCGCGGAAGGUGAGAUCGGUGCUGCACGAAUGACACUCAAGCAGGGAAGCGGUACCGCCGUACUGGCGGAUGAGGACGAUGACGAUGACGAGGACGUCAAGCCUGCCAAGAAGAAGCGCAAGGCAGAGGCCAGCAGCGGUGGCGGUCAGGUUCCCGUCAAGAUCGAGAUGCAGCAGGCGGUAAACUUGACCUUCAGCUUGAAGUACCUUAGCAACUUUGCCAAGGCCGCUCCACUGGCGGAUGAGGUUCAGUUGCAUAUGAGCAACGAGGUUCCCCUUUUGUGCGAGUUCGGCUUCGAAAAUGGAUACGUGAGGUUCUACCUCGCUCCCAAGCUGUCCGAGGACGACGACUGA
Pseudozyma hubeiensis SY62 is the source of this 1323-nucleotide messenger RNA. Its product is annotated as proliferating cell nuclear antigen. Gene Ontology annotation, molecular function: DNA polymerase processivity factor activity; DNA binding. The record is from RefSeq and is a predicted model, not a curated record. Lineage: Eukaryota; Fungi; Basidiomycota; Ustilaginomycetes; Ustilaginales; Ustilaginaceae. Gene Ontology annotation, cellular component: PCNA complex. The coding region runs from base 1 to 1323 and encodes 440 amino acids. The transcript is spliced from 4 exons. Gene Ontology annotation, biological process: regulation of DNA replication; translesion synthesis; mismatch repair.